AUGGUGCCGCUUGUUAGCCUGGAGUCGUCGUCUCCCUUCCAUGGCUGUGCUUCCUCAAUGUUGCAAGUAGCUGUGGACAGCUGUGGCAAGGUCGAUGGCCUCUAUCAGCAUUGCUCCGAUGAGCGGAUCCAAAGGGACCUGGAGAGAACUUUGAGCCUCCGUCUGUCGGACUAUAUGCUUGCUCAGGUGAAGAACUAUCCCGAUGUCAGAGGGGUUGGACUGACGAAACGGUCGCUGCUGCUUGCUAUGGUUUUAGGUCUGGGCUUGACCGGCACCGUGAAGACCAAGAAGUUGUGGUCAGCGAUGAGCGAAUUCGACCCAGAAGUGGCCAAAAAGUUCGAUGAACUGCUGACUGCUUGCUGGGAAGCACCACAAACGAAGCAGACAGACAACAGCUGGUGGAAUUCUGGCAGUGGCGCGUGGGGUGGAGGUAAAAACGAUGAUGAUGAUUGGGGUACAUGGAGAGACCGAAGUCGCUCAUCUCGGGGAGAUCGAACUGCCCGCAAAGAAAAUGGAGCUUCUUACGGUUGGGCCGAGCCGACCCAAGGCAAGCAGAAAGCCAAGGAGGAGCCUGCUCCAAAGAAGGCGAAGCUUGCUCAGAAACUGUCGCAGGCCAAGAAUGACAAGGACAACAAGAUCAAGAGCUUUAGGGAGGCUUUUAUUGACAAUCCUGGUCCUCCACGUCAGAUGUCCUAUGCAAAUCAGCAUGACGAUCGCGCUGACGGCUUUAUAGGGGGUGAGAGCUUCGACACGCGCAGUGAAGGAGGCAAGUCGACCGCCUCCGGCGAGCCGAUAAAGGGCCGCAAUACGGACCCUGAGCGCUCCUUCAUGCGCUUCUGCGGGCAGCCGAAGCCGGAAGAUGUUCGGCCACUGCACGUCCUGCGGGAGGCCCUCGUGCUGGCCAAAGAGAAAUGGAGGAGCCAAAAAGAUUGGAGCCAUGUUGGUGAGAUGUUAAGAAGCAUCUCACAAGACUUGAGGGUUCAGCAUUUACACAACGGCUUUGCUGUCGAGGCUCACGAGUAUUGGGCACAAGUCGCCCUCGAGUCCGGGGACUUCCGUGCCUUCAACACAGCAGCGCAAGAGCUGGAGGCCUAUUACGAGGACCCGGAGCUAGAGCAAGGUGCCGCCAAGGUGAAGGAGAUCUUAGCAUGGUACAUCCUCUACUUGGCCAUCGAGGGCGAAGGGGUGGCCACCAGCCGCUUCCUGCAGAAGCACUCGAAGCGUCUUGGUGUUGGCGCCGAGAGCACGACACCCGUCGUGCAGUUCGCUCUGAGUCUUCGAAGAAAUCUGGCGCAGCAGCGAUUUCUGCAAGUCGUUAAGACCCUGGGUUCACAGCCCGCUGACAAUAAGAAAGAUGUCGCUGAACCACUGAUCCCCAACAGUCUGAGGCUGGAGAUGCUUCGCAAAGCCAAGCUUGAGGCGCUCAUCUCGCUCUGCAAGGCCUUUGACAAGAUGAGGGAUCUGCGGCGCUCGCGUCUGGAAAGCCUAGAUCUUCUCUCCGAGGCUGAUGGCGGCGGCGAACUGCCCAUCAUCUACCAGGAGCCAGACAGUGACUUGGUCGACACUCACGCAACUCAUGAGGAGGCGAAGAAGCUGCUCGGGCAGCACGACAAGCGGCAGGUACUUCCAACAGGAGGCGUACGCAUUGUCCGCCGUCUGGGCCGGCCGUCCAAUGAGCACCUGACAAACUUCGUCCGCCAAAACAGCGGAGUAAACGCUGCGACGAAACCGCAAAGGAAGCAGCCAAGAAUGGUCGAUUAA
Molecule: messenger RNA, 1761 nt
Organism: Symbiodinium sp. CCMP2456
Lineage: Eukaryota; Dinophyceae; Suessiales; Symbiodiniaceae
Source: the annotation of a GenBank genome assembly